Molecule: messenger RNA, 1431 nt
Organism: Punctularia strigosozonata HHB-11173 SS5
Lineage: Eukaryota; Fungi; Basidiomycota; Agaricomycetes; Corticiales; Punctulariaceae
Exons: 3
Coding region: 1-1431 (476 amino acids)
Source: RefSeq, a predicted model, not a curated record
AUGUUCUCGCUUCGCGUUGCGUAUAACACGGAGUGUCCCGUCAAUCGCGUCCCGGUGGAAGUGCUGGCGGGAAUCUUCGUGCGCAACCUGCCUUUUGAGAACGAAUACUUCGGCCGCGAUUACAUCCAAAUCCCCGAUUCAACUCACAUAUUGGCAUUAACGCAGGUCUGCAGCUUUUGGCGCCAAGUCGCGCUAGGCACCCCGGCUCUAUGCUCUGUCCUGUCAGUCUCGGGGAUGCCCGAGCUCGCCCUGACGCAGGCCAGCCGGCUUUCAACCCAACCUUUGCGGGUUUUCUGCUCGGGUUGGCCUCCUGCUAAUUAUGCGGGCUCCUCGACGGUACUCUCCCAAGUGAUUUCCGAGAACCCCGACCCCCCUGCCAUGAAGAGCAUGUCAAUCGACGUACCAUAUAUAGCGAACAGCGAACAGGAACAACUUGCGAUGAUGAAUACCCGUCUCCUCGAACUGCGUACGCCGAUGCUUGAACAUCUCCGCCUGUCCAACAUCUCACUCCCGGUCUUGUGGGCAUCCCAGCUCAUACGCUCCGCGAAUUUACGUCUCCUGUCCAUCUUGCUCACUGAUCCGGUGGACAUCACUCAGGCGCCUUCCCUCACGGACAUUGUGGGCGUGCUCGGAACCCUCACAUCGCUAGAAAACUUGUCGAUGGAUGGUUGGCUGGCUCCGAGCAGCCCACCAGCGCUUCUGCCCAAGAAGGCCACCAUGCCGCGCUUGCGUGAGCUCAAUCUAAGCGGGUUUCCCAAAGGUUGCAUCAACAUCCUCGGAAAUCUAGACUUCGCCCGGCCGCUCUCGUUGCUCCUAGUGUACAUCUUUCUCGACCAUGACGACGACGAUCUCCACGCAGAGGAAAUAUUGCGGAUACUCGAGUCCCAUGGCGAGCUGCCACCGGAGGUGGCAUCGAACAUCUGUGGGGAUGAUGGAUAUGUAGAGGUGGCAUACGGACGACUGCUGCCUCGGGGCCAAUACUCGUACCGACGUCCGAUCACGCUGGUUUUCCCGGGUGACAUCGAGACCAGUCGAACUGAGACGGUUCUACCUGUGCUCCCUCGAUCGAACACAACGGCGCUAGCGCUGGACGGAACUUGCCCGAUAGAUUGGGGUUGGCACCAUAACCUGCGGGAGGUUCUCCGACAGUGGUCUACGUUACGCGAAGUCUGCGUCACGCACACAGAAAUUGCCGUGUCGGAGGCCCAUGGUGACGAAGACGUGAUGGAUGAACUCCUAGAGCGCCCAUGGUUUGAGAUUUGCCGGGAUGAAGUGGAGAUGCGCAGCCAGGUCAAGGCGGAGGACGGGUCUCCCGUCUUGCGGUCGCUGACAUUCAGGCAGUGUGACGAGAUCCCAAGCGAGGUAUUGGAUGCACUGAGGGAGGCGGUGCCAAGGAUGCGGGUGACGAACGAGCAGGCGUCCGCAGCUUGA